Molecule: messenger RNA, 366 nt
Organism: Paramuricea clavata
Lineage: Eukaryota; Metazoa; Cnidaria; Anthozoa; Malacalcyonacea; Plexauridae
Source: the annotation of a GenBank genome assembly
AUGGUUACAGUGAAGGAGAUGAAAGACCUUUUUAAGAAAGAAUUAACGCCAAUCAACAAUACUCUACAGCAAUUAAGCUCUAAUUUUGAUGGCUUAAAAGAUUCGGUCAAGUUUCUCUCAGACAAAUACGACGAUUUACUUCGCGAACUGCACUCAAUGAACGAGAAACAUGAUUUGCAAAGCAAGAAUUUAAAGAAAGCUAGAGAAGAACUAAACGAGGCAAAACAACGUGCCGCAGAAGCAAAACAACAAGUCGAAGAAUUUGCACAAUAUAUAAGGCGUGACUGUGUGGAAAUCGCUGGAAUUCAACCUACAAGGGACCUAUCAUGUGAAGCAAUAGUGAAUUCAAUUGGCGAAACAAUUGGA